This is a messenger RNA of Manacus vitellinus (golden-collared manakin), 5494 nucleotides long. RefSeq names its product potassium channel tetramerization domain containing 15 (gene KCTD15). Gene Ontology annotation, biological process: protein homooligomerization. Bases 292 to 1092 code for a protein of 266 amino acids. The record is from RefSeq and is a predicted model, not a curated record. Lineage: Eukaryota; Metazoa; Chordata; Aves; Passeriformes; Pipridae. The transcript has 5 exons. Gene Ontology annotation, molecular function: protein binding.
ACGUCGCUAGAAUACUGUAGGUACUUACAGACUAAGUUGUUUUUAAAACUUAGUUCUUUUAUUUAUGCUAAAUGACAUAUUUACUGAAGAUUGGCCACAACAGUCUCUUGUGGGAAACAAGAAAGCAACGUCUUCAGUCAUGAAAGGAUUCAGUCACUUUCCUUGAAGGUGGUGCUGUAGUAAAAAUGUUAAUGCCCAAUUUCGCAUCGGCUGACACAGAAGUCCUAGGACAGAGUUGGUACUUGCGUCGUGUUCAGUGCAGAUGUCCGUCCAGCCUCCGAAGAGAAAAGGAUGUGGAUUCAUAAUGGGGAGGGAAGAAGCAUGUCCCGUCUGUCUCUAACACGGUCCCCGGUUUCUCCUCUGGCUGCUCAAGGAAUUCCUCUCCCAGCUCAACUCACCAAGUCGAACGCUCCCGUGCACAUCGAUGUAGGAGGACACAUGUACACCAGCAGCCUGGCUACCCUGACCAAGUACCCAGACUCCAGAAUAAGUCGUCUGUUUAAUGGCACAGAGCCUAUUGUCUUGGACAGUUUAAAACAACACUAUUUCAUUGAUCGAGAUGGAGAAAUUUUCAGAUAUAUAUUAAGCUUCCUAAGGACAUCUAAACUACUGCUCCCAGAUGACUUUAAGGACUUUAAUCUUUUAUAUGAAGAAGCAAAGUAUUACCAGCUGCAGCCAAUGAUUAAGGAACUUGAGCGAUGGAAACAAGAGAAAGAACAAAGGAAACAUUUCCAGCCUUGUGACUGCUUGGUUGUAAGAGUGACUCCAGAUCUGGGGGAGAGAAUUGCAUUGAGUGGGGAGAAGGCUUUAAUAGAAGAGAUCUUCCCAGAGACUGGGGAUGUCAUGUGCAACUCUGUAAACGCAGGCUGGAACCAGGACCCAACCCACGUUAUCAGGUUUCCCUUGAACGGAUACUGCCGGUUGAACUCAGUGCAGGUGCUUGAAAGAUUAUUUCAGAAGGGAUUUACCGUGGCAGCUUCCUGUGGUGGUGGGGUGGAUUCCUCUCAGUUCAGUGAAUACGUGCUGUGUCGCGAAGACAGACGACCACAACCCACCCCAACAAUCAGAAUAAAACAGGAGCCCCUGGACUAGACCCUCCCUGUACCCCCUUUGUAACCGUAGAAGUGUUUAAUAGUCCCUUAUGUGAAACACUAAGGAUUUGCAAAACAGUAUUAGCAAACAGACUUUGACUUUAUGUUGCCAAUUAGUGGUAUUCUGAAACUACCUGUCACAUAGCCAGCCACGAAAUGCAUUUGAGAAGCCAGUUGUCCGUUUGUCACGGUGGAGUUCCCGAGUGCUCAGCACAGCAGGUCUCUGGGAUGGACUUUGGCUCAACAGCACUGCUGUGGAACAGGCAAAGCUUUCUAACCCCCUGACCCUGCACUGGACUGGACUUCUGCAAAGACCAGUUAAAGCAGUGGGAUGGAUCAGCAGGAGCUGUGGUUCUGCCAGCCUUCCCAGGGACACCCCAGUGCUGUGACACGUGGACGUCUGUGAGAGGAAGAUGGAACGCUAAAAACUGCACUGAGACUCUUCCCUGACUGCCACACCUCCAUAUCAGACGUGCUUUACACCUCCAGGCACCACGGGGCACCUCUGUGAUUGUACUCACCCACACUAGCAAAUGGCUUAUUUUUAUACGACAUUUCCAACUGAAGUCUCUCUCUGUGGACAGGAUCCAGAAUCAGAAAAGGACCAAUUUAUAGUCAACUGGUGCUCAGUACUAAAAACCCCACACAAACCAAACAAAAAAAGUGACAAAAAGUUAGAGAAGGCCGAUUUUUGCAACAGUAGGGAUCUGGAAGCACAAAAUAAAAUGCCAUCCACCAUCACACAAGGGUCACAUACCCGACACGGAGCUGUAGCUCUCUUGAAGCCAGUCUUGUUUUGACACAGAAACUGUUUAUAAGUUUUGCAUCAUCAAAGAAACGUGGUUCUGCCAAGCAAGCUCUGCCACCCCUCGUUAAUCAUUUACUAACCAUGUUAGAAGCCCACAUUUAGGAGGAAAGUGUAAGAAUUUUGGACAGGCCUAACUGUUUAUGGGUCUGGAAUUCUUGCAAAGAGCUGUUAAAACACUGUACUGCCACUGUCGGAUGAAAGCAGGCCACCUUUGGUUUAAAUUGUUUUAUUAAUUUAAAUUAUUAUUAAAAUAUUAGUUCUGUAGCCGCCCUCUAUCUGUGUACCUUUCUCUGUAACGAAGUCAGGGGUCUGCAGGAGGGUCCUGCUACUGCCAGGAAUUGGCAUCGACUCCCAGGGCUCCCUAACUCAGGAGGCAGCGCCGCGUUCGCAGGCGCGAGGUUAUAAAUAGCAUUCUGCAAAAUCCUGUUUGUUGCUGUUCAGCAUGAUUGGGUCCUCAAUAACUAAUUCAUGUGUUCAUCACAAUUUAGUUUCUCCCACAUUAAUUUAUAGAAUACUGUUGUAGAUGCUGAAUUUCAAUUAAACUCUUUUUAGAUGCCUAAAUACGGCCAUAUAGAGCAAGGGAGAGAGUAUUAGGUGGUCGACAGUUCUUCAGUGCCAGUUGUUUGCAAUCAGGCAAAAUUUAAAAAGUCACAUUUAAGACUAAUAUUUUCAAAAGCGAUGAGCUGUACUGACUAUCCAAGGAACAAUCUAGGCAGGGGUCUAAUUUUUGGAAAAGGGCUGGAUACCUGUCCAUGGAAAAUCAGACCUCUGCAGGUUUCCUCACCUUGGUCACCCAACUCAGAAAUCUCUGAUGGCGAUCCUGGCCGGUUGGCCUGCUACCUUAGCAGAACAGUUGAGCAAAUCUGUCUACUUUAAGAGUUGUAAAGUUAUUUUAUUUUGUGGUUUUAUACUUGUACGACAUUCUAAAGUCGCUAGGCAUUGCCAUAUUUGAAUAUAUGGCACAACAUUCACCUUUGUAUGUAAGAUAUCUGUAGAAUUGUAUAUUAUACAUUUAAUAUUGUAAAGAACUUAACGUAUAAUUGUCAUGUAUUUGUGUAUGCACAUUUCUUAUACAGUACUUCAUGCCAUAAACAUUUCUGUAAAGUAAACGAACAAAAAUAAGCACGUAGGGUGGAACACUCACUGUAUCUCCCAUGUUGUUUGAAAGAGGUGAGAAUUUUUGAUUGUGUCUUCUCCAGCCUUUAGCUCCAUUCAGCUUGAUGUAGCCAUGUCUCACAGAAAGGAAAAAAAAAGUCUUUUUAUUUAUUACUUUCAUACAUUGAGUUCCCUUUCAGUCCAAAGUAUCCUUAACUAAUCUGUUCAGGUUCCUGUUUUUCCUGUAUCCACCCUGCCGCCCUGACCAGGGUGAGAGGCACUCGCAGCGGCUCUGGCAGCGCAUCCCCUCCUGUUCUUACCUCAGCCAGGGAGCAAAGGGGACCCUCCAGGGGACAUUGGAUCACAGGGGCCCAAUCCUGCCCCUGGUGCUCGGCCAGGCCUGCCCAGCUCCGCAGGGCUCUCUGCCCGCAGGACCGGGCGCUGAGCACCCGUGGGCAGCUCUCACGGCACCGGGGGGGAUGAUGCUUCUGGACACGUGUAGGACAUUGGAAGUAUUUGUGGUUGGUUUUUCCUCAGUUUGGUGUUUACUGUGUUUUUUUUAUGGCUCAAUGAAGCAGCUCCAGUACUUGGGGCAGCUUUGCUGAGGUGGCACUGGAAAGGGUUCCAGGCUGCACCAGCCGAGUUAAAUGUGAAACUCGAGACGGAAAGUUUGAACCAUGACAUCACAGCAUUGACUGCAAAAUAGCACCAAGGCAAGGAAGACAUGUGGAAACAAUCAAUUUCUUAGAAGAAAAAUGCCUUUAAAAAAAAAACUGUUAAGCUAGGACAUGUUCUUUUAGUUAGUAACUUCAGGUCACUUAUUUAAAGAUUAUUACAGUUUCAUUUAUAUCUUUUUUUACUUAUUUCCCUGUAUGUUUAGGCAGCAAUAUCAACGAAAACUGAUUUGAAUUUUUACUUCUGGCCUUAAACCAUAGUAACGCAACUUAAUGAAGAACACUGCUCAGCUUGGCUAAGAGAGGUUUCAGAAUGCCACAGCCACUGCAGCGAGGCCCUGUGUGUGCAGCCAGCAGAUGUUUCUGCUGCGGAGGCCGAGGAGCUGAGCCUGGUUUUUGCCUAAUUCGAUUGAACCCAACUGUUCUGAUUCGCUGUUGCCGAGCACUGACCCCGUGGCCCCACAGGCACGAGCCCUCCCCAGCACUUUGCCAGCGCAGGCAGAAAGGGAAGGAGAAUGUUCUGUUGUGCUUAUUGGACUCGUGGCUCCCCAGAAAGCAACUGCUGAGUGCAUCCAUUCUCUGUGCUAAUGGCAUCGAGGUUUGUUGACAAUUUUAUUAGAUGUUUCACAAAGGAUAAGAAUCAGCACAACAAAACAUUGAAGUAUUUGGGUUUUGAUAUUUCUUCGUGGGUAUUCUGUUAAUAUUUUGAUGCAAAAUGUUUUCUGACCAGUGCUAAAGAACUACAAGACAAUGUGAAAUUCAUGUUUGAUAAAUUAAUACUGUAUGUCACUCGAUGUGUUACUUUAGUAAAUUGUUUUAUUUCUUUACAAAAUAAGUACAAAUAAGGGAGUAUGUUUUCACACAAAUUGGGGGUAUUUACGAGUAUGUACAGAAAUCAUCAAAAUAACGUAACUCUAAUAAACACAAGGCCUUUAUAAACAAUAUGUACAAAUUAUCAAUACAUUUAAAACAUAACUUUACACUUCCUGGCCUUAAAUACCUUAUGAAUAAUCUUUUGGCUAAAUAGCAGCAGUAUAAAUUUUCUUCUGCUUUUCAUAAACCUUAAAAAAUAAUUAAAACCUUUGUUUUUAAAACUAUUGGACAAAUAGUUCUAUUUGUGCUUUUGCUAUGGUUUCCCAUCAAAAAAAAAAAAAUAUUGCCUCAAAAAAGUGGCAAGCAUAACAUAGUAAAAAUGGAAAAGAUAAAUAAGCAAAUGUCUCCCUUCCGUGGUGACUGGUAACACUGUUAAAAGUCUGAAAUACAACUUGUGCCCACCUGCCUGUGACUGCUCCUCUCCGAUCCCCAUUUAAAGACUCACACUUGACCUCGCUCGGCUUUGGUGUGGGCCCAGAAUUCCGCUUCAGCAAAGCAUUUAAAAAGCAUUCCUCCCACCUUUUAGCUACUUACAACUAUUCCUUAUGCUUAAAGCCUGUUCAUGAGCCCCCCGGGACUGGAAUCCAAGGCAUCGCCACCCCUGGUGGCACCGGGAUUCUCACCAGUCCCAGAGUGGAACCGACCUCCAAAAACCUUUAGAGCGGCUUUAAAAAUCCAUAUAGAAUACUCUAAAAAUCUUUACUGAACAAUACUCUCUUUUAAAACCACCAUUAAACCAUACUCUUUGCAAUAAAUAAAUUAACAUCUUUUAGAAAAUAAAACCCAACUUUGAAUCAUGUUACUAACCAGCUGCUACAAAUGCACAAAAGGUCGAAGGGGUUUAGAAAACAACUGGAAGCUAGUCAAGGUAACUCAGCUGAGACCCAAGCACACAGACUUCAUACACUUAGGAUUUGGUUCAGCAAAUGGCUCAGGAAAUGAGCUGUGCAGUA